Bipolaris oryzae ATCC 44560 is the source of this 546-nucleotide messenger RNA. RefSeq lists its product as uncharacterized. The transcript has a single exon. Lineage: Eukaryota; Fungi; Ascomycota; Dothideomycetes; Pleosporales; Pleosporaceae. The annotation marks the transcript as partial. The record is from RefSeq and is a predicted model, not a curated record.
ACCACCGCCCCCACCGCCAUCCCCCCACUCGUCUACCGCGUGCACCGCAGCACCUCGCAAACGCGAUACUCCUUCUCCACCGGCUUCAGCGCCAAAAACCAAACCACAAUCGUAAACUACACCUCGGCCUUAUCCCGCUUCGGCCUCGCCCACCUCAACCAGCAAACCAACAUCUCCUCGCCCUUCAUCAGCGUCUACGACAACGCCGCGCACGCCGAAGCCGUAGCGCGGUAUUUCGGGGAGCGGUACCAGGAGGAUACGUGGGUUGUUAGUGUUGAUCCUGCGCAUUUUGCGAGGGGCCCGGUGUUUAGGGCGGCGGAUUUGCUGAGGGAGGGUGGUGGGGUUGAGGCGGAAAAUGGGGGUGGGAGUGGUAGCAGUAGUGAUAGGAAGAAAGGGAGAGGGGUGGCGAGGGAUGGGUCGGAUGAGUGGCUGCAUUGGGGUGAGUAUCUGGUCAUGUAUCGGAUUCCGGCGCAGGCGAUAAGGGAUCAGACGCCUGUUGCGAAGGUGGGGGAUCCGCUGAGGAGAGGGGUGGGGGUUAUUGGGGGU